AUGAGGAAGCUGCGGCGGCAUGACAGGCCGCUUUUCUCAUUUUGGGGGAUGAUAUCUUUGCCGACCUUCUCACAUCAUCUGAUCCUUCCGCAGCAGCAAAGAGCCUUCGGCAGAGGAACAGAGACGUACUCUGCAUCCUCCUCCGGCAACAUCGUAGAAGGAUCUACCAUAGUGGUGGUUGAACAUGAUAAUGAUGUCGAUCCUCUGAAGCAAAACGCAGAAGCUAACACCACAUCAUAUCAAAGUAAGCGGAAAAGUCACCAGCAGCAGACCGGCAGCAAAAGAGAAUUUGCUGGAGACGUGGAGGGGACGACAGUCGACGAGGGCUCGGUCGCUGGUGCUAAAAAGAACGCUAGCGCUGUGAUAGAUCAAGCGAUCAAACGAUUUGAGAUCCCGCAAGAUCUAGAGAAGGAUUAUAGAAUGGCAACCGUAUCGAAGAGGACUCCUGAUAGGAUCUUAGCUUGGGAACUUGGAGUGAGAAUUGAAAAAAAUAUGAUGCGAACGUUGGCAAGUAGUAUUGCCUGGCAAGCUAAGUGGAAUACGAGAGCUUCCGGGUUAUCAGAGGUCCUUUAUUCAUGGGUCAUAGAUGUUCUCGCAGAGUUCGGCCUUUUGCCCUCGGAUAUUGCUGGGUCUACAUCUGACGGAGGAGGAGAUAUAAGGCGCUUGCUAUCAAAGCUCUUAACGGCAGCUUUUUGGGAGUGGUGUGUGCCUCAUCUGUCAAACUGCGCUCUGCAAGAAUCAUACGGGGCAAAUUUGGAUCCAAGCAAGAUUGGGAAUAUAGAGUGCCGAGAGACUCUACAGACGAUGCGUAGUGUCAUCGAGCACUUGAACAAGUCGCCACAGGGGAAACAGCCUGUCAUCAGUCAUGCCCCUCAUCGUUUCUUAAGCCUCACCAAAGUUAAUGAGCGCUUCUUAGAGCUUUGGGAUCCGAUAGACAAGUACUACAAUGAAAGGUCAAAGCUCUCCAACCCGAUGUUGUCCUUGAAGGAGGAGUUAAGGCAACUCUAUUCCCUCAUUGUCCCGGUGGGAGCGCUGAUGCAAGAAACUCAAGGGUGCAGCAAGCCCAGUGGUGCCCUCGCUCUAGUUGGUCUUGCUGAUCCCCAGCUGAACACUAUGUCAGCCGCAGCUCUUUUGCAAGUCAUCCGACCUUCAUGA
This is a messenger RNA of Plasmopara halstedii, 1155 nucleotides long. Its product is annotated as Ribonuclease H-like domain. The record is from RefSeq and is a predicted model, not a curated record. The transcript is spliced from 4 exons. The coding region runs from base 1 to 1155 and encodes 384 amino acids. NCBI's taxonomy places the organism in Eukaryota, Oomycota, Peronosporomycetes, Peronosporales, Peronosporaceae.